AUGUCUGAUCAGAGUGGUAGCCAAAACAAGUCAGAAGAGCAGGUGAACCUGAGUGAGGGCACUAGUCCCUCUAGCAGCUAUGAUGAGGGCAACAGGAGUACCCCAAGCAACUUUCCCAAAGCAGCUACAAGGACAAGGAGGAAGAGAAACUCUGACUCAGAGGAUGAGGAUUAUGUUGCUGCUGAGGAGGAGGUCAGCUCCAAGAAGAAAGUGCUGAAAAAGGAAUAUGCUGCUGCUGCAACUAAGCUAGGUCUGCACAAGAAGGCUCCAGCAAAGAGAGUUCCUAUGUCUAAGACCAGAGCCUCCACUCUUGAAACUUCCAAAUCAACUGGUGGAGAGGCUGCUGGUGAGGACAAGAAGAAAAAGGAAAGAAAGAGAGGGAGAUGGUGCAAGAAGGUAGAUCCCAUGGCAGAAUUUGAGAGACACUCAUCUCAUGAUGAAGAAGAGGAAGAAGAUGUUGCACCAGCAUCAAAGUCUCAAAAGCUAAUGGGGGAUGCCAUCAAGUCUAGGGCUGCCACUUCAAAGCCCAAGACUGCCCCCAAAGCUUCUACUCCAGCUCCAAAGACUGCACCCAAGAGGAGCACAAGUAAUAUUCCAGCUACUAAAAAGAACAAGGCCCCAAACAUUAGGAAGGAUGCCGGUCUCAGACUUUGGAGACAAACUGAUCCAUAUGUUGUGAGGAGAAGGACUGCUGUGGAUUACAUGUUCCACACCAAGGAGCAGCAGGACUUCUAUGAAACCAUCUUCCUUGAUAAGAAGCCCAUUGUUUGUGAUAUGAAGUGGGCAGAUUGGAAAUACAUUGAUGAGAAUGAAGAUCAUUUUCCAAGUGUGCAUGAGAGCUUUAGGCUAUGUGGAGUGGAAAAGUUUGUGGGUACCUACUUGUUAGAUAAGGAGCAUCUACCCUUGAGACCAGAUUUUGAGGACAACACUAUUAUCAUGAAUGAAUAUGAUCCCACAUUUGUGGAGGCACAAGAAGAGAGAGAGAAAGCAAAGACUAAGAAAGCUGCAAAGAUGCCAAGUGCUGAAGAGGCAUCUCAAGUGUUUCUCAAGACCAAACAAGAUCAAGAAGGGCUUGGCCACCCUGACUCAGAACCAAGAGAGCCUGGAAAGGAUCAUUGA
Aegilops tauschii subsp. strangulata is the source of this 1119-nucleotide messenger RNA. RefSeq lists its product as uncharacterized. The record is from RefSeq and is a predicted model, not a curated record. Lineage: Eukaryota; Viridiplantae; Streptophyta; Magnoliopsida; Poales; Poaceae.